AUGCUGCCACCCGGGGCUGCGCAGAUGCCGUGUUCUUCGCACAGAGAGCGGGUGGUUGGCACAAGGCUUGUCAGCGGCUGCACCAUCGUGGAUCCCAUCUCCGUCACCGCCAGCCUCAUCACGCUCGCAGGGCUCGCCGCAAAGACCUGCUCUGCCUUUAAAGCCCUCCGCGAUAUCUGCAACACGCUGCCCGGACGGCUCCAUGCGCUGAAUAACGAAGUCGCCGACUUCCAAGUCGUUUGCCACCAAGUGCUUGCCGUGCUGGACGAUCGCGCUGCCAAGGCCUACGUCGACACCCACAUCGACAGUCCCAUCCGCCACCUAAUCCUGCAAGCAAAGGACAAACUACUAGAGCUGAAGCGCGUCGUCAGCAGCAUCGUUACUUCCUCCCGGCGCUCUCGCAUUGUCGCCGUCCAGGCGUGGAAAAAGCACCAGACACGCCUCGAGAAGCUGCAAGAGGAUCUCAAGACGGUCAAGUGCUCGCUGAACCUCUUGCUUGGUGCUGCACAUUCGCGCGACCUCACUCGCAUCUGCGUAGAGCUGGAAAGCAUCUCGACUGUGACGUCCCAUUCUGCCGAAAACCAAAACGUUAUCCGCGACGAGAUGCGCGAGAGCCUCGUAGCCCACCAUGACAGCGUUUCAAAUUCUGUCUCCGGCAUGUACCAGCAGGUUGAUGAGAGAAUCGGCCGAGUGGAAGAAAUGCUGAAAGAGCGAUCCGAGCGUCUGCGGACCCAGCAGAGCAACCAGUUGUCGCCUCUUUAUGGAGCCCCCCCACCUCCGUAUAGAAGACGGAGAUCCUCCCAACAGUCGGUUUCGUCCCUCAGUCCAGCCAAAGAUCCGCGCACCGACGCAGUUAGCAUUCGUAAAACCUAUACGCCUGCCGUUAUAGAACGUGUACUCGGCAAACUCUUCGUUGGAUACUCUGGAUUACCUCUUAUUAGCCCGAAAUGCAACACGACACAUUGCGACAAGGCUCAGUCUGCUCGUGUCAGGAUGGAAUACUGGUUCCCGAUGAGCUUCAUGUCCCAGAUUGUUAGCUUUCAGUUGGUGUUCGAAAACACUGGCCCCCAAGUUGCGCUCAACUUUCUUCGGCUGGUACCAGAUACUGCUCAGUCCGUAGGUUUUGCGCAAGCCGGAAACGUCCAUGGCCUGAAAGAUCUGUUCAAGCGUGGCCUCGCUUCUCCUCGUGAUUGGGCUGUUUACACAAAGCAAUGGGACAUGUGCAAAUUUCUAGUCCUUGCCGGCGCAGAUUCAGACUACAGACCAAUUGCUGCGUAUGAUAAUAGCCCGAGAAAUAAAGCAUGCGACUUCAACUUUACUAUCCUGCACAAGAUCGCGACGGGUCUCUCGUACCAGGAUUUAGAAGAAGCACUUAUCCUUCAUCAUGACGAGAUUGACGCUCUGGAUGCCAUGCACCGCACCGUACUUGCUUGGGCCUCCGCAAGAGGGAACGAUCGAGCCGUGGCACUCCUUUUAGCCCACGGUGCUGACCCGAAUGUUUUGGAUAUACAAUGGACCAAUGCUGUUUCCUACGCUGCUGAGCGAAGCCAUCUCGUUUGCGUGCGCUUGUUGCUUGAAGCCGGCGCAGAGCCCGACCCACAACUACCCAAAGGCAUCAAAGUUGGAAGUGCCUUGAAUUGUACCUCCCGGAAUUGUUCGGAUCCUCUUGUCUUGAAGACUCUUCUUGACUUCGGCGCCAACAUAGAAGCCAGCGGCGUCGAUGGGAUUACCCCAUUGAUUCAUGUGGCUCGUACGGACAACGUCAACUUUGCCAUGACGCCUCUUUCUACGGCUAUUACUUACAACAGCCAUAAGGUAAUCCGGCUCUUACUUGAUCGCUGGUUCGAAUACAGUACAUGUCCGCGACUCCAGGGCCCUCACCUUCUCAGAACUGCUGCGCUGUUCGCCGACCUUGAAACGGUGAAGAUCCUCACUGCUACUGAUCACUUCAAGCUCAAGUACGACAAGAAUUUCUUACUCUCUGAUUGCCUUGACCAGUUGAAGGAACGAUUCGAUGCCACAGAUGAGCUUAUCGCGGCAUUUCAAGACUUGCUCAGCGUUUUUAACGGAGAGCCGGAAGCUAUGAUGACCAAAGAGAAGAUACUGGAAUCAGGUCUUCUUUCCUGGGGAAAAUGCCCAGGAGACGGUAACGAGACCGAUACUGAUGGAUCCUUCGAAGACGCAUUGGAAAGUCAUGGCACAUGCAACAGAGGAAAGGCUGGAGGACAUUCACUCAUUGAUAUCUGACUUGAGAGGAAUUCUUUCACACGUGACAUAACAUGAGUUGGCCGCUUGUCAAAUUCCUUUAUUGCGAUUUCUGACGGU
Messenger RNA from Mytilinidion resinicola, 2325 nucleotides. RefSeq names its product ankyrin. The record is from RefSeq and is a predicted model, not a curated record. The transcript is spliced from 8 exons. Gene Ontology annotation, molecular function: protein binding. The coding region runs from base 1 to 2247 and encodes 748 amino acids. NCBI's taxonomy places the organism in Eukaryota, Fungi, Ascomycota, Dothideomycetes, Mytilinidiales, Mytilinidiaceae.